AUGGGAUGGACCUACUGUGUAAUAUGGUUUCUGUGUUUGUCAGUGAGUGAGUGCUGGCAGCUGCCCAACUCUGAGCCUGUAAUACAUGGGGAGGUCCAGUCUCCUCAGUAUCCCCGGCCUUACCUUCCCAACCUCCUGAAGGAAUGGGACAUAUUGGUUCCUGAGGGCUACCAGAUCCAGCUGUCCCUAACAAACCUGGAUAUUAAAGCUACUUUGGGCUGCUAUCAAGACUCACUGACGGUUCUCUAUGAUCAAAAGGUCUUGGGGAAGUUUUGUGGCCAAGAAAAUUCAACUGAUCACCCAGGCCAAGAGCCAAUCCUUUCUCAAGGCAACAGAAUGACUCUCAUAUUUAAAACAAGUAACUCCUCUCCAGAGGUCCAGCAGCACAUUGGCUUCUCUGCUACCUACAAGGCAAUAGACAUAGAUGAGUGUUCAAAACCAGACUCUGGAGAUGGCUCAUAUCCCCUCUGCUCCCAGAUCUGCAUCAACACCCCCGGCUCUUACCGCUGCUCCUGCCACCAUGAUUACAAACUUCAUUUAGACCAGCACACAUGUUUGUUAUCCUGUGGAGGUUGUAUAUUUGAUAAACAUGAGGGACAUCUGUCCAGUCCAGGGUACCCUCGUCUUUCACCUCCUUUUCUGUCCUGCAAGUACAUCAUCUCUGUGGAGCCCAGAUUCACUGUCACUCUCAAUUUUACUGACAACUUCCACAUAGAGAGCAUGGACACUCAGCAGGGUCCCAAGUGUCUACAUCACUGGCUGCAGGUGACCAUCCCAGACAGAGAGCCCAUGAAGCUGUGUGGUGGAAAAAGUCCAGGUCUGAUAGCUACAAAUUCCAGUACUGUCAGACUGGACUACCACACUGAUAAUGAGGGCCUGAGUCACGGCUGGAGCCUGGACUACAGCACAGAUGUUGUCAAAUGUCCAUUUCCGGGGAAAGUGACUAAAGGCAGAGUGACUCCUGUCUUAACUGAGUAUUUCUACAGAGAUUACAUCUAUGUGACCUGUGACCGAGGAUACAAGCUGAUGAUGGAUGGUCAAAAAAUCAAGACAUACUCAGCCAUGUGUCAGAAAGACAGACAGUGGCACCUCCCUCUGCCAAAAUGCCAGAAAGUUGACUGUGGAGAACCCAAACCUUUGCUGAAUGGAGGAGUGACCUUCCUGUCUGGCUUUCAGAAUCAGUAUGGUUCUGUUGUUCAGUAUCACUGCAAUGAACCUUUUUACUCUCUCCCUGGGGGCGUUAAUGUUAGUUUCACCUGUGAAACAGACAGAAAGUGGAGAUCCAACCACACCAUCACUCCAACAUGUAUACCUGUCUGUGGCCAGCCUACAAAACUCAUCUCUGCCUAUCAGAGGAUCAUUGGAGGCAGCAACGCUCCAGACAAAACCAUCCCCUGGCAAGUGUUACUGAGAGUAGAUGGACAAAGAGCAGGAGGCAUUGUGAUUGCAGACCGCUGGAUUAUGACUGCAGCUCAUGUCCUAAAGCAUAAUGGACAACAAGUAUCAAAAGAGUCUAUACAGAUUAACAUGGGAGUUACUGAUGUUAGUCAGCUCUCUCCUGUGUAUGCUGCCUCUGUUCACAUUCACCCUAAAUACAACAACCCCAAUGACUUAGAUUACGACAAUGACAUCGCCUUGAUCAAACUGCAAGUCCGAAUCACAUUCAACUCAUCCAUUAUGCCAAUUUGUUUGCCAGCAAAGGGUGCCACAUAUGUCACUGGCAUGAUGGGACUGGUGUCCGGCUUUGGCCUUACAGACACAGCCGACAGCCGAUGGAUUGUCCCAAAUAAGCUGAAGUACGUGCAUCUCCCUGUGGUGGAGCAGGAGACAUGCAAUAAUUCAAUCACUUUGUUGAAGAGGAAAAGGAAAAAUGUACCAAGUCUGACAAAUAACAUGUUUUGUGCUGGAGUCCCUGAAGGUGGGAAGGACUCCUGCCACAGUGAUAAUGGAGGCCCCUUCGCCCUGAGUGAAGAUGGACUGUUCUGGGUUGCUGGGAUUGUCAGCUGGGGGGUUGACUGCGGACAGCAGGGAACAUAUGGAGUCUAUACCAGAGUCGCAAACUACCUGGACUGGAUCAACAAGACUAUGCAGAAGAAGUUUACUAAAUUUAAUCACUAA
Micropterus dolomieu (smallmouth bass) is the source of this 2118-nucleotide messenger RNA. Its product is annotated as complement C1r subcomponent-like. The record is from RefSeq and is a predicted model, not a curated record. Gene Ontology annotation, molecular function: calcium ion binding; serine-type endopeptidase activity. Gene Ontology annotation, cellular component: extracellular region. Gene Ontology annotation, biological process: complement activation; proteolysis. The transcript is spliced from 13 exons. Lineage: Eukaryota; Metazoa; Chordata; Actinopteri; Centrarchiformes; Centrarchidae. The coding region runs from base 1 to 2118 and encodes 705 amino acids.